AAACAGAAAGUCAAUUAAAUUGCCUUGAUUUGUUUUUUUUCACAACCAGGUAUCAAAUUCAACUUUCAAAAAUGUUUCAAGAACCUGACUACAUAGAAAACCUGUCAUUGAUGUUAUCAGAGGUUUUACAUGACAUUGGUAUCAAUGAAAGACUGAUGAUGAGAAGAAGAAGAGGAAUGAUGCUGUAUGAGGCCAUUAAUAAUAUCACGUACAGGUUAAUUGAUAUAGAUUUUACUAUAUAUUUUCUAGGGAGUAAGAGUGAAAGUACAACUAUUUCAGGACUUCAUUCAGACAAUGAUGCACUAAUCUGUCUUAAUGAUACCAAUGUAAUACAAGAGUGGUCAGAGUGGGAACAUAACAAAGAAAACUACCUCAUGAUACAGGAUGAGAACACUACCCCUGGUUAUUGUUACUUACAACUGCUCCGAGACGAUGAACCACUUCCUGUCACUGAUAUGCCUAAUGAAUAUCAUAUAACUGAUAGCAGUGAAAGAGUAUUGUUAAAAAACACAUUAAAAAAUGGUGCGAUUCCGGGUGCUGUAUGUAAUGGACCAUCAAAUACUAUACCAGGACCGCCGGGAUUUUGUGAUUCAGACACAGUUAUAGCUUUUCAUUGUAAAUCAUGGCACCAGUCAGCAUCAGGUUGGUUAGAGAGACAAGGUAUUGGCAGAUGGCCAACACAAGAAAUGAGAAGAUAUGCUUCCAGUACUGGGUGUUUUGUUGUUCCAACUGGAAGUAAGGUCAGUGAAUAUCCUGAAUUGGAAUGGAGAAUAUCUACAACAUUAGCAGAAAGAUGUCUAAUUUUUAAUUUAAAUAUAACGCAAAUAAGGUGCUUUGUAUUAUUAAAAAUGAUUCUUAAAACCUUUCUUAAUCCUGAAGGGGAAAUCAAUGUAUCAAGUUUCAUGUGUAAAACAGUUCUUUUACAUUGUAUAGAAAACACAGAGCCAAGUAUAUGGAGAGAAAACAAUUUAUUCUCAUGUUUAACAUAUUGCUUAUUGGAAUUACACAGCUGUGUAGAGAAUAACCGUUGUUCGCAUUUCAUUAUUAAACACAACAAUUUGAUGGCAGGGCAAUUUACAGCUGAAACAAAACACGAACUUCUAAAAAAUAUAAGUGAUGUUUUACAAAAUGACAGUCAAUUGUUACUUAGAAUUGAUAUUGCUAAUCUUGGACAAAGACUGCAAGUUAAACUGAACAUUGUACCAGACGGAGCAUAUUAUUAUCUAUCUUCUAUUGACAUAUAUGAAUUUUAUUUGACCACAGAAUAUUUGAACUCAGGCUAUCUUAUAAGCAGUUCUUAUACGUUAAUUUUAAUAUAUUUACACAGUACAAGCAUUCGAACAAUGAAACAGUUUGUUGGAAAAUUAAUUAAUUUCAGUGUUAAUAGUAACAGAUUAGAACAGACUGCAUACAAGUUUCUAGCGCCUUUUGUUUUUACAACAUAUGGGUCUGCCCUGGCAUCAUCUAGUAUUGGCGAAAAUAAUCAAGUUUUACCUGAAUCACUGGUUUGGUUAUCAGCUGGUUUAAACUUGGACAUCUCAUCUAGCACAUUUAAAUUAGCUUCUAUUUUCUACUGUACAGGAGAUUUGGAGAAAGCUGAACUUAUUCUAAGACACACUGAACAACAAUAUGACUCUUAUCCAGUCGUAAUUAUCUGUUCAUGCUGGGAUAUGCCUCCACCGACAGUAUAUGCAGAAUGCAUGAGGGUAUUUACCGAGGAAAGGGAGGAUAAUAUCACACAUAUUACAGCAUUUUGUGUCAGAUUCAUGCAGAAAGAGAUCAACUGUGUCCCUCGUGAAUUACAAUAUUGUUUAGAUGUACACAAGGUGACAUGAUACACAGAGAUGGACUAGAGGACUGUUGGAUGGACUGGGCUGUAGUAGAUUCUCUACCUUUCAUGUACUUCCUACAAUAUAAGAUCUGUGGUCAUCAACAAAGAUAUCAAGAUCAACAACAAGCACUUAGUAAACUUAUAAGAACAGUAGUAACUGAAAAUAAUCUUGGACACAGAGAAACAGCCCUAAACAUUUUAGGACAAUGUAUGGAACAAGAAAACAGACCUCAACAAGCGUUAAAAUGCUACCUGCUUUCUCUUCAGCAAAGAGCAAGGAACAAUGUAGCAAACUUCCAUAUAUGUAAGCUCAUUUCUGAGGUAUUGGCUGGCCAAUAAAAAAGUGAUCAAAGGUAGACAGUAUUAAGAAUUGAAAUUCUAUUAUAAAUUUUAAGUAGUCCUGCUGAAAGUGUAUUCAAACUGCAAUUUUGUAUUAGUAUUGAUAUAAUUAUUGCUAUUAUUAUUUUAUACCUAUGAAAUAUACAACAGUUA
Messenger RNA from Ruditapes philippinarum (Manila clam), 2323 nucleotides. RefSeq lists its product as uncharacterized. The coding region runs from base 72 to 1835 and encodes 587 amino acids. The transcript is spliced from 2 exons. The record is from RefSeq and is a predicted model, not a curated record. Lineage: Eukaryota; Metazoa; Mollusca; Bivalvia; Venerida; Veneridae.